AGUGCCUCAUCGGAGGAGUUUAGCAGAAAAAUGCUUUCCCAUCUGAGGCCCAGUCAGUUCUGUUUUUGCGCGCGAUUAGGACGGUUUGCUUAGGAAAAGUGGUGAGCUCUUGAAGUGUGUAGUUUAGAGGGACCGCUAGUAGCAGUCGAACGACUUCGUCGGGUAAAGUGUACGCGAUUUUUGUGCAGUUUCGUCCUAAGGUCAGUGGACCCUUUGUGCCUCAAUCACAACAAUCCAAAUGUUAACGAACCGUACCGGUUGAUCCCAUCAAACACGCGCACGCUAGAAUCCAUUUGUUGCAUCCAUCUCUGCAUAGAACGAUCCAAAAAUCCGGCAAAACGUGACGAGACUAAUCGUAGCUGAUAUUUCCGAUUCCAUCGUAGUAUGGAUCUACCGAUAUUAGCGCAGGUGGAGAGCAUUGCGAAUCGUUUCCAUUCUCUGAAAUCGUCAGUCGGCAAUGAUGAAGCAACGAAUGCCGCUGCGAUCAAGAGCAGCAAGGCCAUGGGCAAAACCGAUCUGAACAACAACGAGGAAGAUGGGGACAAGGUCUCUGUGGAGGAGGAAUUCGGUGAGACGUACGAGAUCCGUCCGUUCUACGAGGGCAAGAACAUCUUCGUGACCGGAGGAACAGGAUUCCUUGGGAAGGUGCUGAUCGAGAAGCUACUGCGUAGUUGCGAUGGGAUCAAGCACAUCUACAUCCUGCUGAGACCAAAGCGUGGGUUGACGAGCGAACAGCGAUACCGGGAGUUCAUCAAGCACCCGGCCUUUGAUCGACUGCGGGCGAAGGCUCCGUACGUGCUGGAGAAGAUGGUCUGCAUCGGGGGCGACAUCACGAUGCCGCAGCUGGGACUGUCCGAGAUGGACCGGCAGCUGCUGGUGGAGAACGUGAACAUCGUGUUCCACGUGGCCGCUACGGUGCGGUUCAACGAAGGGCUGAAGGAAGCUGCGGUGUUGAACGCCAUCGGAACGCAGCGGAUACUGGAUUUGUGCGUGAAGAUGUUUAAUUUGCAGAGCGUAGUGCACGUCUCGACCGCCUACAGUAACCCGAGCAGGCGCGAAAUCGACGAAGUGGUCUACCCGCCGACGAUGAAUGCCGACUCGUUCAUCCAGUGCGUCAACAUCCUGCCCGGGGAUGUGAUCAAUGCACUGUCCGAGAAGCUGCAGGGAAGCCAUCCGAAUACGUACACGCUGACCAAGUCGAUUGCCGAACAGCUGGUAUCGGAGUACAGCAGCCAGCUGCCGAUCUGUAUCGUGCGGCCGUCGAUUGUGACCGGAUCGGUGAAGGAACCGUACCCGGGAUGGGUGGAUAACGUUUACGGGAUUACAGGUAUCAUGAUGGAGAUCGGACGAGGAACUAUCAGCAGCAUUAUGUGCGACCAGGACUGCGUGAUGGACGUCAUUCCAGUGGACAUCGUCUGCAAUACCCUGAUUGCGGCCGCUUGGGAAAACGCUAUGACCAUGUCCAAUCCAAUCCGGGUGUACAACUGCACGUCCGGUCCGAUCAAUCCGAUCAAGUGGUACAAAUACGGCGAAAUCACCCAAAAAUGGGCCAUCAAGAACCCGACCAAGUACGUGAUGCUCUACCCGGGUUUCCAGUACCGAACGAACCGGAUCAUCCACAAGAUCGUCGAACUGUUCCUGCACUUUCUGCCGGCGUACCUCUUCGACAUCGUGAUGCGAAUGCAAGGAUCGAAACCCAUCAUGGCGAAGAUUGCGAAACGGUUCCAGAAGGCCGCUGACACCGGGGAGUUCUUUGCCAUGCACCAGUGGGAUUUUAAGAGCGACAAUAUGAAGCAAUUGAUGCGGAAGGUUCAGCGGGCCAAGGAUGGGGAGGAAUUUGAUUUCGAUAUGACCAACAUGAGCUGGGAUUCGUACCUGGAGCAGUACAUGCUUGGGAUUCGGAAGUUUGUGCUCAAGGAUGACCUGGAUAGUAUGGCGAAGGCCCGGCGGAAGAUUCGACAGCUGUAUUGGAUACGAGUGUUUCUGAUGAUGGCCGUACUGUAUCUAGUGUAUCACUUUUUCUUGAAGAGGAUAUUUUUCUGAACGGAACACGGUCGUCUAGAUUCGGAAGCCAAUCUAAAACGACUAGUUCUGUUGUUGAACGAUUUUAUUAUUGAUAGAUAUAUAGUUAAGAGUGAGAAAAAUAGCAUAUCAUUAAAAAAUAAGAGUUUUCUUUUGCACAGUGUCAAUUUGAAUGAAAUGAUUUGAAUGACAAUUUUGUAGAUUAGGCCAAAUACACAUUUUAUGUGGAAAUAUUUUUAUAUCUUUUUAUACGAUUCCUUUCGUACCGUGUACAUCAUACCAAACUAUGUCAACAUUCAUAUGAAACACAAAACCACCAAAUCAUGCUUAAAAACUCUAGCUUUUUACUUUGCUCUUCAUACUUCUUGUGUCACAUUCCAUCUUCUUUUUUUUUCUAUCCGUCUAAUAAUUUCUAUCUUGUUGAUUUUGCAUUACGAGCUAUCUUACGAAUCAUUGACUUUUUGCUUUCCUGGAAAGACUUCUUUCUUUUGGGGAUCCCUCAGGAGCUCCUCCAGAAGUUCUUUGUGGGUUUUUCAGGAAUAACUUUUGGUAUUCCUCCAGAUAUUUAACCUGGGAUUCUUCAAGAGGGUUCUUCUACUGUACCUUGUUUGACUGUAAAGAUCUGGUGGUGCUCAGCCGAGUGGUUCUGGUGAUACGUGUAUUGAUAAUUCGGCACAUUUCCGAGGUACUAUUUCAGUUGCUUCAGCAUGUACCGGGGGUACACCUUGUAAACGGAUUGACAUAAUGUUAUUCUCCGAUACUCCUCAGGACUUGAUGGACGCGGUAUCUUUGGUAAGGAUAUCUGCAAUGUUCGAAUCAUUUCUCGGAGGGGUACUUGGUUGUUGUUCCAGAAUAUCCGCAGUAGUUGAUGAAUCACUCGAUGCAGCUCUGUGUUGCCGUAGAAAAGACAUCGAAACUGUCCUUUCAACGUUCCCUAACGUACGCCCUGAAUUCGGGGGCGGUGGCUUAGGUUCAGGAAGGAGGCGUAUUUCGGAAACAUUUGCGCCGGACAUCAAUAUCGAUUCUCAGGUUUGAAUUGAUAUGCAGUGAGGCUUUUUGCGAUUGUUGCGGCGUUGAUGUUGUCGUAGAUAUCGGUACGUCAUGCGAAUGCGAUCCUGCGGAGGAAAAUUUUCCAAAUUAACGAAGAAUGCACGCACUUGCUUCUCCUGAUGUUCCUAUUUAGUAAGCCAUUGCUUGGAAUAGCCUUCUCUGCGAAUUCUCGGUGGUAUCGCGAUUUUUCAAGCGAAUCUGCUGUUAGUAGACUGACUUGUAUUGUAUCGGAAGUCGGAGUUGUUGAUGUGAUAGUAUCACGAGGGAUUGAAUUAUUUUGAGCCUUGCGGGGCUUGCAGUGCAUAACCAGUCAGUGCACGAUGAUCCGUGACAUUUGUGUCAUCUUCUACACGGAAACACUGUGGUCGAUAAGAACUGCGGAUGACAGGCAUGGCUAUGUGAUCAAUCUACGAUCGGUGAUCACCGCGACUCCAUGUGUCUGGUAAGAUCCGAAGGAGCUGCAGUCAGUAGUCUUUCAGCUGGAGCAACUCUUUUAAUGCUUCACCGUUGGGAUUACUUUGAAGAUGGUCCAAUAUAUAAUCACCAAUAUUUCCAAAUCACAUUUUUUUUUCUAAAUUUGUUUGAGUCAACAAAUAAUUUCCUUCGCAGUACUACUGGUAUUUCUGCAGUUGAAUAUGUCUAAUAAUUUAUCAAAAAUAGGGAAAACGCAAAAGUUCUUAAUGCAGCCAACGGUAGAUCACCAACUUCAACUUAAUAUUCUAUUCCAGCAGCCACCGACUUACUUAAUGUGCUAGUAGCUUGUGCCACGUUCAUUGCUACAAAAGAAGCCUGGUUUAUGAACUUUUCUUUUAGCUUUGGAACGAGCCGUGACGUGGAUGAACAAUCUACCUCUUUAAGCUAUCUGAUGUGUUUGAAUGAUGAUAAUGCACCUUUGAAUACGACAUUAUGCUUCAUCAACAUUCACGUUUUUUGUUGUAGAGUCAUCAAAAGUGAUCAUUUGUUUCUUGUCUAAAGGUGUGAUUCCAGAAACCAUCACCACAACUGCUUCCGUGGCUAGUAUCAUAGGAUUAUUUGUCUCAUAUUUUUGCUGUGUACCACAGUCAGGGAAGCCGCGUUAUAUGACAAAUCGGGCUUCACAGCCAUGCCUUCGGUACAAAUUGAAACAGUCUUUGCCUUCAUGGAAGAGUUUAUCAAUUUAGAACUAAAUCGAUUUAAAAUUGGUUCGUUCAGGCCGGAAUUCAUGUUGAUAUCGGAAUUCCAUCGAUUGAGUGACAUUUUGCUUGGAAGUUGCGUGACACUAGAACGUUGAACAAAUCGGUAAGUUGCAGGUCCUGCUAGAUAUGCAAACUUUUUCGUAGGCUUAACGAUCCUCCGACCUUUAGUCUCCGCGUGGAGUUUAAUAGGCUGUUAUGGAGUACUGGAUUUCCAUUAACAACAUUACAUACAACUUUUAGAAAGUCUGGUAUCGAACCUCAUUUCCGGUAACAAAAAACUGCGAAACGAAGACUGAAGGUGGUAGUGCAUAUGACUGGUCAUGUUUCCUGGAUGCAUGCCACAGCGAUUUUGCUGGCGUUUAGGAAUUGGUUAACGUAGUCUCUGUCGAAUGGUUAGCAGCAACCGGACGCAUUCCUGGUUGUCGUCAUGAAGAUGCAUUCGGAUAACCUCUCUGACUGAGGAUCAGCAGAUGUGCUCGUGCUGUGUUGGGAUGCAUUGUAGCGUUGGGGGAUUACGCUGGAUAUUCUUCACAUGCGAGCGAAGCAGUGGAUCCGAUCAAGGAGCUGUAGCCCCAGGUAGAUUAUUCCGUUUUGGUAUGACUCUGCAACCAUAGGUAAUCCUUGCACUGAUGGUGGAUACUCAAUCAUCUUCAUGAUCCAAUUCCACCGUUGUUUCGAAUCCGACUAAAUUUUAUAUUUGUCCGUCUGGUCUCACGUCAAACUCAAGAAUUCCAAAAAGGCGGAUUUUCUUCCCUUCCUCAAUCACUUUCACGCUUUUCGAUGCCUGGAAAUUGCUUACCUGCUCUUCAACAUACAUAUGCCCUAAAAAUAGAUAAUAAAGGUUUUGAAAUUACUACGAUUCGCAUUGCUUUUCUAAUAAACAUACUAAUUUUUUGUAAGAUGUUGUAUCGCUCAGUUAAGUAAGCAUUCCUUCCGCUUUCCGAAAGAUUCUGCCUAGCCUACCAAAGAAUUAGAAAUAAGUUUGAAUUUUCGACGAUUUUCCAAAAACAACACGAAAUUCGUAUCUGAGAGUGUAACGCCUAACUGCCAGAUACCACAGAGAACAGACAUCCAAGUCCAGUUCCGAAACUGUGUAAGGAAUUUAACGGCCAUUUCAAAUCGGCAACACAAGUGGCAACAUCGUGGCGCUGCAAUCGGUUAAUUUCCCAUACUAAUUAAAUUCACCACUUGAAAUGUUUCAAUUCAUGUGGCAAUAUGGUGUUUGGUGGCGUUAGUGUUUUCAUCGUGUAUUGGUUUGCAACCUUACUCAAGUGAAGAUUCAAAUCCUUACACAACUUUCUGAAUGAAAUUUGUUCUAGCCUGGAUGUCUGUUCUCUGUGCAGAUACUCAUAGAACAAGUUUCGAAGUCUAUCCGAAAUAUUUCAAGUUUGAACUCAUACAAACUUCUUCAUGAAAAAUAAUUCAUCUAAGGAAAAUUCAUAUUACACAUACUGAAAGGAUUUGUCAUCUAAAUAAAAACGAAUCUGUCAUUCUUGUUUAACAGUUUAAUUCUGAUGGCUAGCUGAUAGGGAAUACGAUAGCUUAACCUACGAGGAAUUUGGAAUCCUAAUACGCGCACAAAGGCUUACAAUCUCAAUUAAGGUGUUAUUAUUUUAUGGCAAUCGUUUUAAACAAAUAAGCAUAUGCUUUUGGUGAUAAUACUGCCAGCCAAUAGGCAGAAAUAAUUCAAAUCAUGUUGGUACAGUAGACGUUCGAUAAUUGCAAAUGCUUCCACUGCGAUGCUGCAAUAGGUAAAGGCUUUGCGUCAGCCGCCAACGCAGUCGCGAUUAAUUUGCAGUUUCUCUCUUUUUCCAGUAGACGUUCGCUCGGUGCCAACGGUUUAACUGCAAGUCCGAUAAGUGCAACAAUUUUGCAGUUAUCGCACCGCUAUGUGUCAAAAACAAAACGUCAACAGGUUUGUGAUGUUUUUGGAUGCACUACAGCUGCAUUGCGAUGUUUUUGAGUGCAUUCUGGCUGCGUCCAACAGCGAUUGACAACUGUUUGACAGCUGUCAAUCGUUGCAGUUAGCGAACUUCAUUCGGUAACUGAAACGUAAACAUGUUGCACUUAUCGAACGUCUACUGUAUAAGCAUGUUGUAUUCUUCGAACGUCUCUUAUAUACAAUGAGAUUCUUUAAAUUGAAUUGAAAGCAGGCACGAAAGACGUUUGAUAAGCACAAACGCUGCAACCACAGCGAAUGUUAUGAUGCUAGUACACAGAGUUAAAUGUUUGAUCAGAAACAACCCAAUAAUGCUCAAUCAUCUGGUUUGAUUCGAUCGAAUUUUCAUUAGUGUCAAACAGGUGUAUAUUCUUCAGUUCAUUCCUUGUCAAAUAUUUAACCCUAUGUACUCGAUGCCUUAGCGGCAGCAGCCAUACCCAUAAACACCCACAAUGAAUGCUAGAUACGAUAGACGUUCGACAAACUCUUCAUUACACUAACAAAGCUAGCCAUGGAAAUGUUUGACAUUUCUCAGUUUAUUUUGACAGACCACACACAUGCACGAAUCAGACGGAUCACAUAUUCUACAGUAGACGUUCGAUAAGUGCAACAUGUUUACGUUUUAGUUACCGAAUGAAAUUCGCUAGCUGCAACGACUGACAGCCGUCAAACAGUUGUCAAUUGCUGUUUGACGCAGCCAAAAUGCACGCAAAAACAUCGCAAUGCAGCUGUAGUGCAUCCGAUAAACAUCGGAACUCAGUUGACGUUUUGCUUUUGACAGAUAGCGGUGCGAUAACUGCAAAAUUGUUGCAGUAAAACCGUUUGCACCGAGCGAACGUCUACUGUACGUUAUCGAACUUGUUGCCGUCUUUUUCAUGUUCAUGUUAAAUCUGUCAAAAUGACCUGGAAGCUGUCAGUCAUUUUGAGGUUAGGUUCGUUGGAGUAAUAAAGAAUGCAAAAUGUUAACGUUUCACUUACCGAAUAAAAUUCGGCAACUGCAACAACUGACAGACCUUAACGAACUGACAGUUACCGCUGGAUGUAGUCAUUGUGCGUUCGGAAAACAUCGCACUACAGCAAAAGCGCAUGCAAGCAGGCUUGAUAAUCCUCCUCGAAAUCAAAAGAGUUUUGCAACAUGCUCUAGAGCGGUGUUUUGCUUUUGCCUCGUCGCGAGGGAGCGAACGAACCCCAAACAGAGAGGCAAUUAAAACUGAGCGAGGAAGAGGGGAACGAAAAAAGAGCCGAUGAUUAUUUCGGGUUUUUGAGUGCGAUUUUCGCCUCGAGAGUCUUUCUCUGUAUGGGAGUGGAACUCGCGAGAGCUUUUUGAGUGUGAGUGGGCGUGAGAAACACAACAAGCAAUUAUGAGUGUUGGACGAACUCCUCGCUGCGCGGCAAGCUCGCGCUCGGUGCUGUUGAGGAUUUGCGUUGGGAUUUCUGAGUUUUAUUUUCACUCCUCAGAAAAUCGCCGAAAUCGCUUCCUCAUUUUCUCGCGAGGGAGUUUCUGUCAAGCCUGCAUGCAAGUAGGAAUGAAUUAUUUCUGCCAAAUUUCUUAGCUCCCGUUCUCCUUAAAUAUAAAAUUGCAAGAUCCUAUACUUAGUAUCGAUCACCAGCGCUAAUUUUGGUUACAUACUGUUGCUUUUACUUACCCGACGUACGAACCGCUGAGCCCCACCCCCAACGUAACACCUACUACUCCGUCUUCCACACGAACGGCUCUAACCGGUCCUCCACCUCGAGCAGAUUGUUCAGAUACU
Aedes albopictus (Asian tiger mosquito) is the source of this 7940-nucleotide messenger RNA. Its product is annotated as putative fatty acyl-CoA reductase CG5065. Gene Ontology annotation, biological process: long-chain fatty-acyl-CoA metabolic process. Gene Ontology annotation, molecular function: alcohol-forming very long-chain fatty acyl-CoA reductase (NADP+) activity. The record is from RefSeq and is a predicted model, not a curated record. The transcript has 5 exons. NCBI's taxonomy places the organism in Eukaryota, Metazoa, Arthropoda, Insecta, Diptera, Culicidae. Bases 385 to 2043 code for a protein of 552 amino acids. Gene Ontology annotation, cellular component: peroxisome.